AUCAGAGACAAAUGUGACAACAUGUUUUAUUUGAUCUGAAGCCAGAGAUUCUUACAGAGAAAUGAGAACAGCAGCGAUGAGUUUAACAUCAGCAAGUGGAUUGGUUGUCAUCCUUCUGUCUGUUGCAGUUGUUCAGGGUCAGAAUGAAUGGGGAGUGACUUACACUUCUACUCAGAUCUGUGCCUUAAAAGGAUCAACAGUCGUCAUGAGCUGCACCUACACAUACCCACCCCAGAUAAAGAAACAGAAAACUACAGUUGAGAAAACGUUCUGGUUUAUUAAUAGAGACAUUAAACCUGUAAAUCUGAAAACAAAGUCAGAGUACAAAGGUCGUGUGCAUUAUUCUUCCAAUAAGAACGACUGUUCUGUGAAAAUCUCAGACCUGAGACAGAGCGACUCAGCUCAGUACAAGUUCAGGUUUAUAACAAACCAACCUGGUGGAAAUUAUACUGGUUCACCUGGAGUCACUCUAAAUGUCACAGCACGUCCAGAUCUCCAGGUCCAUGUGACCAGAUCAUCCUGCAGGAAUUCUAAUUGUGUCCAAGUAGAGCUGAGGUGUCACAGCAGCUGUCGUCUACCUGACAAUUACAAAUACACCUGGUUCAAGAACAGACAGACAAUUAGGAGUGAAACAUCAUCUUCCUAUUUCACCUCUUUUCCCUCUGAAGAUACCGUUUCCUGUGCUGUUAAAGGUUAUGAGAUGUUCUCCUCUCCUCCAGCGUUUGCUCCAACGGUUUCUUCAGUGUCUUUCAGUCCCUCUGGUGAAAUCAUUGAGGGCAGUUCAGUGACUCUGACCUGUACCAGUGAUGCAAACCCACCUGUUACUAAAUACACCUGGUACAAGAGAGGAAAUAAUCAACCUCAGUCAAGAGGUGAAGGACAGCAGUUUGUCCUCAGCUUCAUCAACUCCUCUGACUCUGGAUCAUAUUCAUGUGUCUCUGAGAACGAUCUGGGGUUGAAGAUGUCAGAAUACGUCUAUAUUGAUGUGAAAUAUCCUCCCAGACUUCCAUCUGUUUCCGUGAGUCCGUCUGGUCAGAUAGUGAAGGGCAGUUCAGUGACUCUGACCUGUACCAGUGAUGCAAACCCACCUGUUACUAAAUACACCUGGUACAAGAGAGGAAAUAAUCAGCUUCAGUCAAGAGGUGAAGGACAGCAGUUUGUCCUCAGCUUCAUCAACUCCUCUGACUCUGGAUCAUAUUCAUGUGUCUCUGAGAACAGUCUGGGGUUGAAGAUGUCAGAAUACGUCUAUAUUGAUGUGAAAUAUCCUCCCAGACUUCCCUCUGUGUCCGUGAGUCCGUCUGGUCAGAUAGUUCAGGGCAGUUCAGUGACUCUGACCUGUACCAGUGAUGCAAACCCACCUGUUACUAAAUACACCUGGUACAAGGAGGAUGAAGACUCACCAAAAGCAUCAGGACAGAACUUCACCAUCACUGACUUCAGAUCUGAACACAGUGGGAAUUAUUACUGUGAAGCCCAGAACAGCAGAGGACGACAGAACUCCACCUCACAUCCGAUUGUUGUAUCAUCCAAAUGGAAAUCAGUUGCAGCUGGAGUGACUGUUGCCGUUCUCCUUCCCAUAAUCCUCAUCUUCGUCUUCCUAUUAUUCAGAAGAAUGAGGGCUUUGAAAACAUCAUCUGAACCUGAAGACAGAGCGGACAACAGCCAGCAGUGUCCACCUAAUCACAGACACCCAGAGGAGCAGGACAACCAUCAUUACGCCACCGUGAACUUCUCUCAGAAAAAGGAGGAUCCAGUUUACUCCAACACUGGACCAGCUCGGUGCCCAAGACACAAGAAGGAACCAACAUUUCCUGAGUACUCUGUUCUCACAUUUCAUAACAACAGCAAAGAGCAGAGACCGUACAACGUCCUGCCCCUCAUGGUUCAGGGUCAGAACGAAUGGAAAGUGACGUACCCUUCUACCCAGAUCUGUGCCUUAAGAGGAUCAUCAGUCCAGAUAAGCUGCAUCUAUUCAUGCCCAUCUGAGAUAAAUGGCCAGCAUACUAUAAUUGAAAACACAUACUGGUUUAUUAAAAAUUUUGUGGAUCUGAAAACACAACCAGAGUUUGCAGGCCGUGUGCAGUACAACUGUGUUAAGACCAACUGCACUCUGACAAUAUCAGACCUGAAAGAGACCGACUCAGCUCUGUACAAGUUCAGGAUCAUUACAAACCAACACCGAGGGACUUGGUUUGGUUCACCUGGAGUCAAUUUGUCUGUCACAGCGCAUCCAGAUCUCCAGGUUCAUGUGAAACCAUCAGCUAACCAACGAUCCUGUGCAAGUCUGAACUGCAUUCGUGUAGACCUGAGGUGUCAGAGCAGAUGUCAUCUACCUGAUCAUUCUUCCUACAUCUGGUUCAAGAACAGACGGGCAAUUCAGAGACAGAAAUCAUCUUCUUAUUCAGACACUAUUUAUUAUGCAGACACCAUUUCCUGUGCUGUUAAAGGUUAUGAGAUGUUCUUCUCUCCUUCAAUGUUUGCUCCCACAUUUCCCCAUGUGUCCGUGAGUCCGUCUGGUCAGAUAGUGGAGGGCAGUUCAGUGACUCUGACCUGUACCAGUGACGCAAACCCACCAAUUACUACAUACACCUGGUACAAGACAAAUCAAAACACAAACCGACAACUCAUGAGUGGAAAGAAUCAGUUUGUGUUUGAAUCUAUUAAGUUGUCUGACUCUGGACAAUAUUACUGUGAAGUUGAGAACAACCUCUGGAUGUGGACAUCCAAUAAAAUCCAUUUAGAUGUGAAAGUUGCUCCCAGACCUCCCUCUGUGUCUGUGAGUCCGUCUGGUCAGAUAGUGGAGGGCAGUUCAGUGACUCUGACCUGUACCAGUGAUGCAAACCCACCUGUUACUAAAUACACCUGGUAUAAGGAAGAUGAAAACUCACCAAAAGAAUCAGGACAAAACUUCACCAUCAGGGUCUUCAGAUCUGAACACAGUGGGAAUUAUUACUGUGAAGUAGAAGACAGCAGAGGACGUCGUAAGUCUGUGUCACACCUGAUUGUUGUAUCAGAUUCAUCUAUAGGAGUGACUUUUUCUGUACUCCUUCCCAUAAUCCUCCUAUUUGCCUUGAUAUUGUUUAAAAAAAAGAGGGCCUCCAUAAACUCAUCUGAGCAUGAGGUGGCACCAGACAGCAGUGAGCAGCAUCCACCCAAUCAGAGACAAUCAGAGGACCAGGACAAUGUUCAUUAUGUUGCAGUGAACUUCUCUCUGAACCAGGAAGAUCCAAUUUACUGCAACACUGGAGCAGCUCAGCACCACAGACACAAGGAACAAAUGUUUACAGAGUACGCUGCGGUCAAAUACUCCGACAAGGACCGAAGAACUGAACUUCAAGGAACUGAAGAGGAUCCAGCUCUCCUGUACAGCACAGUCAACAAACCACAGCGAUCAUAAACACCUUCAUCUCCAGUCUGUCCUUUUUGUCAGUCACAGAAUCAAAAGGAAUUGGAUCUGUUAAUAAAUGUACAAAUGCAUAAAGAGGGAGGAGU
This is a messenger RNA of Sphaeramia orbicularis (orbiculate cardinalfish), 3492 nucleotides long. RefSeq names its product B-cell receptor CD22-like. Lineage: Eukaryota; Metazoa; Chordata; Actinopteri; Kurtiformes; Apogonidae. The coding region runs from base 62 to 3397 and encodes 1111 amino acids. The record is from RefSeq and is a predicted model, not a curated record. The transcript has 18 exons.